AACCAAAAAAAAAAAAAAAAAGGAAAAAACAAACCAACCCAACAAAGACCGCAGAGAAGGGAAAGAGUGGGGGUGGUUUUGGUAACGAAAUAAAGCGGAGCGCAUGUUAAUGGGGUGGUGGUGCGGCACAUGAAAGAUGCGCAUAAGCCAGCACUACUCCUCCGCAUCCUCCUAGUGUUUACCCUUCUUGCUAACCGUGCGCCGGUUGCGCACCUUCCUAUCCUGCGCUUCUCUUUCCUUCCAAACCUACCUAACAACAACAACAACAACAACGACAGCAUCGACAACAACAUCAUCAUCAGCCUUUACAAUAAGGUCGACCAGACCAAGCCUGCUGCUGAGAUCUUGGGUUCGAAUCUCCCACUACCACCCAUGUCGAAAGCUCGUGUCUACGCCGAUGUCAAUGUUCUUCGUCCUAAAGAGUACUGGGACUACGAGUCCCUCACCGUUCAAUGGGGCGAUCAAGAUGAUUACGAGGUUGUUCGGAAAGUAGGAAGGGGAAAGUACAGUGAGGUUUUUGAAGGCAUAAAUGUCAACAGCAAUGAGCGGUGCAUUAUCAAGAUCCUUAAGCCUGUCAAGAAAAAGAAGAUAAAGAGAGAGAUCAAAAUACUCCAGAACCUUUGCGGUGGCCCAAAUGUUGUCAAGCUUCUUGAUAUUGUCAGAGAUCAGCACUCUAAAACUCCUAGUUUGAUAUUUGAGUACGUGAACAGUACAGAUUUUAAAGUUUUGUACCCCACACUGACUGAUUAUGACAUUCGCUAUUAUGUAUAUGAGCUUCUCAAGGCGUUAGAUUAUUGCCACUCCCAAGGAAUAAUGCAUAGAGAUGUCAAGCCUCACAAUGUUAUGAUAGACCAUGAGUUACAGAAACUUCGACUGAUAGACUGGGGACUUGCGGAGUUUUACCAUCCAGGAAAGGAAUAUAAUGUUCGUGUGGCUUCAAGAUACUUUAAGGGUCCUGAACUUUUAGUUGACUUGCAAGAUUAUGACUAUUCUUUGGACAUGUGGAGCCUUGGUUGCAUGUUUGCUGGAAUGAUAUUUCGCAAGGAACCAUUCUUUUAUGGCCAUGACAACCAUGAUCAACUUGUCAAAAUUGCCAAGGUACUUGGGACUGAUGAAUUGAAUGCAUAUCUAAACAAAUAUCACUUAGAGCUUGACCCUCAGCUUGAUGCUCUUGUUGGGAGGCAUAGCAGGAAGCCCUGGUCUAAAUUUAUUAAUGCAGACAAUCAGCAUCUAGUUUCUCCAGAGGCCAUUGAUUUUCUUGAUAACCUCCUUCGCUAUGAUCAUCAGGACAGGCUCACUGCAAGGGAAGCCAUGGCCCAUCCUUAUUUCUCUCAAGUGAGGGCAGCAGAAAGUAGCAGGAUGCGGACGCAAUAGCUAGAGCGUAUCACAGUCCAUGUACAAACCAGAGUCGUGUGAUUUGGGAAUGUAUUAUGUACUGAAAGUGUUUUUUGCUGUCAUUUCCCAAGCAUUGGGCAGUUUAGAUUGCCUAAUUGACUUUUAACAGUAUGAUUGUUUUACUUUGUUUUGAGUUUGAGAUAAUAUAGUAUUUAAAAUGCUUGACGCUA
Molecule: messenger RNA, 1565 nt
Organism: Ziziphus jujuba (common jujube)
Lineage: Eukaryota; Viridiplantae; Streptophyta; Magnoliopsida; Rosales; Rhamnaceae
Product: casein kinase II subunit alpha-2
Exons: 10
Coding region: 130-1374 (414 amino acids)
Biological process (GO): protein phosphorylation
Cellular component (GO): protein kinase CK2 complex; nucleus; cytosol
Molecular function (GO): protein serine/threonine kinase activity; ATP binding
Source: RefSeq, a predicted model, not a curated record